Messenger RNA from Coffea arabica (coffee), 4498 nucleotides. Its product is annotated as COP1-interacting protein 7. The record is from RefSeq and is a predicted model, not a curated record. NCBI's taxonomy places the organism in Eukaryota, Viridiplantae, Streptophyta, Magnoliopsida, Gentianales, Rubiaceae.
UCUCUCACGCACUCACACACUAUCUCUUUCUCUCUCUACCUACAUAUAUGCUCACAUAUUCAGCUGAGAGAUAGAGAGAGGGAUACACACUCACUCGCUCUUUCUCUCCUUGUAUGCAGAUGCACACCCACUCCGAGGUGAUACAGUCACUUUCUCUCUCUACACGGAGAGAAUGAAUGUGGAUGAAUGAGCAGCAUUGAUUGGAAGCCAAGCUUUUUAAAGGCUCAUUCUCGGAGAUCUCUGCUCGAAUUCAGCUCAGCUGAUCGGUUCGGAUUGAAGUGAAGAACGGCGAAGAGAUGAAGUCGACUACUAGGCUUGACUCGGCUGUAUUUCACCUCACUCCUACUCGAACUAGGUGUGAUUUGUUUAUUAUUGCGAAUGGAAAGAAGGAGAAAAUUGCUUCAGGUUUAUUAAAUCCGUUUCUUGCCCACUUGAAGACUGCACGAGAUCAGAUUGAGAAGGGUGGUUAUUCUAUUGUGCUUGAACCAGAGCCGCAAACUGAUGCAUCAUGGUUUACCAAAGGAACAGUGGAAAGGUUUGUUCGUUUUGUGAGCACUCCUGAGAUCUUGGAAAGGGUGCAUACUGUAGAGUCUGAGAUCUUACAGAUUGAGGAAGCAAUCACCCUCCAAGGAAGCAAUGAUGCAGGGCAGAAAAUGGUUGAAGACCACGAAGUGAAGCCUUUAAAAGCUAAUGAAGGUUCCAAAAGCAGUCCAGACCUAAAUGAUGAGAAAGCAAUUGUCUUAUACAAGCCUGAGGCAACUCAAGCUCAAACAAGCGGUGAAUACACGCAGGAUGGAAAUUCAAAAGUCCAGCUUCUGAAAGUCCUAGAGACACGCAAACAAGUGCUGCGCAAAGAACAGGGUAUGGCUUUUGCUCGUGCGGUGGCUGCUGGUUUUGAUGUUGAUGACAUGGCACCACUUGCAUCAUUUGCUGAAUGCUUUGGUGCUUCACGAUUAAAGGAUGCAUCCUCAAAAUUCAUUAAUCUGUGGAAGAAAAAGCAUGAGACUGGGCAGUGGGUAGAAAUUGAAGCAACAGAAGCAUUGUCUGGCCGAUCGGACUUUUCUGCCAUGAAUGCCUCUGGUAUUGUGCUUUCCAGUAUGGGUAACAAACAGAAUGACUUCAAUAAUGAGUCAGCUUCCGAAAAUAAUGAGAAAUCGGGUGUAGAUAUCAAUUCGGGUGAAAAACCUCCAAUGAAUCACCAGCCUUCAUUCAGUCAACAAGAUUAUUUUCAAGGCCAAUUUCCGCAUCCAAUGUAUCCACCUUGGCCUAUGCAUUCUGCAAAUGGUUCCAUGCCAAUGUUUCCGCCAUAUCCUGUGCAGGGGAUGCCCUAUUAUCAGGCUUUUCCGGGUGGUGUUCCUUUUUACCAGCCACCUUAUCCACCUAUGGAGGAUACUCGAUUCAGUGCUAGUCCUAAGAAUAGACAGAAAAGGCAGUCUAUGGAUGAUAGAGAUGACAAUUAUGAAUCCGAAAUUUCAGACAUGGACACCAAAUCAAGGUUGCAGGAGAGUGGAGACUUGGAUAAGGAAGGUUCACAGCAUCUUCAAUCACGGAAGAAAGAUGGACGAUCUGGUAAAAAGCAGUCAGGUGUUGUUGUCAUCCGAAACAUUAAUUACAUAACCUCUGAAGCAAAGAACUCUACUGGCGAUGGUUCAGAAUCAGAAGCUGAUUCUGAAAGUGGUAUAGAUGAUGAAGAUUAUCAGGCUGACAAUAUUGGUGCAUAUUGUACCAAAACUUCAAGGUCAUCAAAAAGAAAAGGGGAUCAUUCCAAGUCAAAAGCUGAACCAAUUGACAAUAAAGAAGAGAGUAUAUUUGAAAAGGAUACUGAUGGUGGGCACUGGGCAGCAUUUCAAAAUUUUCUGUUGAAAGGUGCUGAUGAAGAAAAUCAUACUUCCAAUGAAGGCAUGUUUGCAAAGGAAAAUGCUGGCAAGGCGCGAAGACGACAAAAUACUGUUAUUGAUGAUCCUUCGGGUCUUGUUGGGAGAGAUUCAAAUGAAAUACUAGAUAGGAGAAUGACUUCAGUCCAUGAAGGUAAUGGAUAUAGAACUCGCAUUGGCAGAGGAUCAAAUGAUGAAGGUGUGCUUUCCAGAGGAGGAUAUAACGAUGCAAGGGGACCCGAUGAUCCAAUGGAUAUGCAAUAUGCAGAGACAAAAGGAAGAAGGUUCAUCUCUAGGACUUCAAAUGAUGAUUUUAUGGUUGGCAGAAGAGAAAAGCUUUCAGAACGACACAAUUCUUCAGAUCCAUUAGCAGUUAAUGAAUUUGAACAUGUGAACAGUAAGUUGCAUGGAGAGUCAUCCUGUGGUAUCAGAGAUGAGUCUUUCAUAGUACCAUUCAGGUCAAUGGCAUUAAAUCAAGCUGUACCAGAGGGUAGAACUGCUAUUGAUAUGGAUUCUGAGCUUCCAUCUUCUUAUCAAAAUUCUGAGAACCUUUCUAGUGGUAUUAGGAAAACAGUCAGCUAUGAGCCAGAUGACAUGAGCCUGAUACCAGAACGUGGCACAGAGAAAAGGUCUGUUGGAUAUGAUCCUGCUUUGGACUAUGAAAUGCAGGUCUCCAAGGAAGGUACUGCUACACUGAAUAAAGGUGCAAAGGCAGCUUUGAAUAACGUCAAGGCAACUACUAAAAAAUCAGAGAAAACCCGGAGCUCUAAAGGUACUUCAGGAACUUUAGAUAAGGAAAGGACUGGAGGACCUAUAAGAAAAGGAAAACCAUCAAAGACAAGUCCUUUAGAGGAUGCACGGGCACGUGCUGAGAGGAUACGUGCCUUCAAGGCUGAUAUCCAGAAAAUGAAGAAAGAGAAGGAGGAGGCAGACUUAAAGCGGCUUGAAGCUCUAAAGUUGGAUAGGCAGAAAAGGAUUGCUGCAAGAUGCGGCUCUACCUCUGCUGGUUCAACAGCACCAUCACUGCAAACAAGAAAACUGCCAACCAAACUUUCUCCUAUCUCUCAUAGAGGAUCCAAGUUCAGUGAUUCAGAGCCUGGGUCAUCGUCACCUUUGCAGAGAUCAAAAGUCAGAACGUCUCUUGUAUCCAAUGAGUCUCGUAAAGCCUCCAAAUCCAGUAAACUAAGUGAAGGCGGUCUCUUUCCUGGAAAUAGAUUGACAAGAUCAGCCUCAUCAUUGUCUGACCCAAAGAAAGAUAGCAGUGGGGUUACUCCUGAAUCAAAGACUUCCAUGGCCCGGAUUAGAAGAUUAUCAGAGCCAAAAACUGUUGGCAACCAUUCUUUAACUUCAACAAAGGUACAAAGUGCUGAGAGAGUAUCAAAGCUGAAAUUAUCUGAUGAGCCUGACAGCACAAAAAUGUCUGCUAUUAUGAACCUUGACAAAAGAAAGGCUGCAACUCUUCCUGAACUUAAGCUGAAAACAACCAAGGGGCCGUCCAAUGUUGUCAACAAGAAGUUGCUACUUCCUAAGGAAACAAGGAACAUAGAUGAGGCCAAGCCUUCAGCAACUUCUGGAAGUUCUGAGUUUUUUGUGAGCAAUGUCACAUUAUCUCAGCAUACGGAAGCAGAUGAUUACCCAAUUGUCGAGAAAAAUGUUGUUCUUGAAAAUGACAAGCCUUCUCUUCCUGUUCUAAAUGCUUCUGGAGCAAAAAUUGAGAUUUCUCAGUUUGAAAGUCCUGGCAUGCUGGAUCAAUCUGAAAGAGUAUCCAAUCAUGCUGCAAUACGUGCACCACCAUCCCCCAGCAACAUGGUUGAUGAAGCUCUCAUACCUGGUCCAUUGCAAAGGCAAUCCAAUUCUAAUGAGGUGAACACCAGUCGUGUGGAGGAAUCAUCCAAAAGUUUGGAAGUUAGUGCUGCUGAAAAACCUUACCAUGCCCCUUUUGCUCGAAUCUCCUCUUUGGAAGACCCUUGUACUCGAAAUUCUGAUUAUGGUAAAGCAGUCCCGACAAGCUCAGGAACAACUACAUCUGCUAAAGCUUAUGUGGUUAAUGAAAAAUCACUACAAAUUGAGACCAUUCCAGAAGCUUUAGCAAAAGUUCAAGUAAAAGAGUCACCAAAAGGGCUUAGAAAGCUUUUGAAGUUUGGAAAGAAGAGCCAUAGUACAGCUGCAGGCGAUCAAAGCCUCGAAUUAGAUAAUGCGACUAGCAAUGGUUUUAAGCCACAUAAUAAUGCUUCAUGCACAGGGUCUGGUGAAGUUCAUACGUUAAAGAAUCUAAUUUCGGAAGACGAAACUCCUACAUCGGGCAAUGCUUCCCAGAAAUCUUCUCGCCAUUUCUCUUUGUUGUCGUCAUUUCGUAGCAAGACAGGUGAAAAGAAGUUGACAACAUGAAGAGGAGUCUCAACAUCGUUGCUUUCAGUUUUGUUGUGUCAUCGGCUCUUUCCUUUAAGAAGUUUUGUUGUAUAAAUGGAUCCUUGUAAAUUCUCAGGCCUUAACCUGAACAUCCAGAUGGUUGAUUGCAUUGCAACUUUACUCUCGUCUUUUUCGUAAGUGAAUUGUUUGAGAUUCAUUUGCACUUCAUUGUGUUAAACAGGAACUCGAAAUGCACAACUCUCCCUUAAUAUCCC